GGUGUUGCCAAUUUUAGUGUGUGGUUUUCGAUCGCGAAGAAGGUACACUACACUCACUGCACGCGUGACUGCCAGCGUGAGUGUUCUCUGUUCUGAUUAUUGUUGUUGUUUGUGGCUUUUAUAGCUGGUUUUCUUGCUGUUGAAUUUCGAGUCGGGAUCAUGUCUGGUUCAAUGGCGAGUCUAGUAGCAAGACCUCCUUUGGUUCCCAAGAGGUUUGUUUGGCCUUAUGGGGGAAGAACUGUGUUUCUAUGUGGUUCUUUCACCAGAUGGCAAGCAAUUAUACCUAUGUCGCGGAUGGAUAGCUGCCCGGAUGUAUUUGAAGUCCUUUGCAGCUUAAUCCCUGGAUAUCAUCAGUACAAUUUCUAUGUGGACGGUAAGUGGCGGCACGAUGAGCAGCAGCCAUUUGUAAAUGAGAUCUUUGGGGUAGUGAAUUCUAUUUACUUACUGCGACAACCAGAUAUUUUGUCUACCCUUUUAAGUGCUGAAACACCUGGUGGAGGCCACAUGGAGGUUGACAAUAGUGCUUCUGGGCCUGUGGAAGCUAAUCCAAUGAUGUCAGAGUCUGAUCUGCUAAUCUCUCGCCACCGUAUAUCUACAUUCCUGUCUAGAAGUACUGCUUAUGAUUUGCUUCCUGAGUCAGGAAAGGUUAUUGCCUUGGAUAUAAAUUUGUCAGUUAAGCAAGCACUCAGUAUUCUUCAUGAAGAGGGAAUAUAUUUGGCUCCUAUAUGUGAUUCUAGCACAUGCCAGUUUGUUGGAGUGCUUAAUGCAAUGGACUUCAUUCAAAUAUUGAAAGAGCUGGGGAAUCAUGGAACAGACCUGACUGAAGAACAACUUGAGACAUAUACUAUAGCAGAUUGGAGAGAGGGGAAAUUACUGCAAUGUGAGACUAAUUGUAAUGGGAGAGCACGUCCUUGGAACUUUGUUAGUGCUGGGCCUGAUGAGUGUCUAAAAGAUGUUGCUUCAAAAAUUUUGCAAAACAACGUGGCAACAGUUCCUAUUAUCCAUUCUUCCUCAGAGCAUGGUUCACUCCCGCAGCUGCUACGACUUGCUUCUCUUUCAGAUAUUCUAAAACAUAUAUGCAGGUAUUUUGAGCACUCUCAUGGUUUUUUGCCAGUUCUGCAACUACCGGUCGGUUCAAUUCCUCUAGGUACAUGGGUGCAAAAAAUGGGGGAGUCCAAUAUAAAGCCACUUGCAAUGCUUGGGCCAAAUGAUUCACUUGGUGCUGCUAUGUCUCUCAUGAUUGAAGCUGAAGUUAGCUCAAUCCCAAUUGUGCAUGAUAAUGAUUCAUUACUUGAUAUAUAUUCAAGAAGUGAUAUUACUGCAUUGGUUAAAAAAAAAGCAUAUGCUUGGAUAAAUCUGGAUGAAUUUAGUAUCCAUGAGGCAUUGCUUUUGGUACAAGAUGGAGAGCUCCUUUACAACCUUCCCAAUGGCCAGAGAUAUCAUAUGUGUUCGAGGUUUGAUUCAUUGUGCAAAGUGAUGGAGCUUUUGGCUGAACCUGGUGUCGAACGAGUUCUGAUUGUGAAGGAUGGCACCCGGCGCGUUGAAGGGAUCAUUUCGAUAGGUGAUGUGUUCAGGUUCUUGUUAGGCUAGUUGCGAUAUAUGGCCAUCAUCGAUCUUACAUGAAAGGAAUUGCAAUAGUAAUUAUGGAAUAGACUCUUGCUUUAUGAACUCUUGUUGUGUCCCCUUGCUUUAUUAUAGGAUUGAAAUUGCAGAGACAAAAGUCUGUAAAUUAAGGAUUAAGUUUACUGCUCUAGACAAUUUGAGGAAACGUACAAUCAUUUUCAUGGCUGGUCCUGGUUGUAAGGAAAAAGUAUUUUCUCUGUUCCAUUAAGA
Lotus japonicus is the source of this 1833-nucleotide messenger RNA. Its product is annotated as sucrose nonfermenting 4-like protein. NCBI's taxonomy places the organism in Eukaryota, Viridiplantae, Streptophyta, Magnoliopsida, Fabales, Fabaceae. The transcript has 13 exons. Bases 160 to 1590 code for a protein of 476 amino acids. The record is from RefSeq and is a predicted model, not a curated record.